Molecule: messenger RNA, 2242 nt
Organism: Anguilla anguilla (European eel)
Lineage: Eukaryota; Metazoa; Chordata; Actinopteri; Anguilliformes; Anguillidae
Product: fructose-2,6-bisphosphatase TIGAR B-like
Exons: 6
Coding region: 192-1049 (285 amino acids)
Biological process (GO): positive regulation of DNA repair; fructose 2,6-bisphosphate metabolic process; fructose 1,6-bisphosphate metabolic process
Cellular component (GO): cytosol
Molecular function (GO): fructose-2,6-bisphosphate 2-phosphatase activity
Source: RefSeq, a predicted model, not a curated record
GCUGACUCGUGUUGUGAGUGGAGACUCUUGUAGGUGUGCACAAUCUUUGGUUGCAUCACAAACGGAAGUGGCGGACGCAUGCUCGCUCGCACGCUGAACGGAUGAGAGUCUCUGGACUGAUCACAGCGGGACUGAAAUCUGCAUGGGGCUAAUGUGAAGGUGUUCAUCGUUAAUACAUCAAGUGAACAAUCAUGCCAGCGAGCGCGGACACACAAAACAAGGAAGUGCUUACCUUUGGUUUAACCAUGGUCCGACAUGGGGAAACCCAGUACAACAAGGACAAACUGCUGCAAGGUCAGGGAAUAGACACCCCCUUGUCUGAGACCGGGCGGCAGCAGGCGGGGGCAGCCGGCCUGUACCUCCGGGACCUGAAGUUCACCAACGUGUUCGCCAGCAGCAUGCUACGCGCUCGGCAGACGGCGGACAUCAUCGUGAAGAGCAACGCUCACUGCUCGGGCCUGGAGAUCGUUUUGGACCCCCUGCUGGUUGAGAGGAGUUUCGGGAUUGCUGAAGGGGGGCCUGUGCAGUGCAUGAAGGACAUGGCCAAAGCGGCCGGACAGUCCUGUCCCGACUUCACCCCCCCACAGGGGGAGACCCCCGAGCAGGUGAGAGAGCGAAUCAGAGGCUUCUUGAAGUCCAUGUUCCAGCGAAUGGUGGCCGACCACUACGGCGACGGACAGCCUGAGCCCGGGGAGAGAAUCCGGGCGCCGCCCGACGGAGACGAGCCCCCUGCCGGUCGCCCCGACGACGGGGUCCGCGGCCUGGCCGCCCACGCGCUGGUGGUGGGGCACGGGGCGUACCUGCGCGUGGCGGUGCGCCACCUGGUGGAGGAGCUGCAGAGCUCGGUGCCCUGCGGCCUCAAGCCGUCCCACCUGUUCUCCUCCUGGCCCAACACGGGCAUAUCCCGCUUCGUCCUCACCCUGCGCCGCGGGGAGGGGGGGGGUGGGCCGGCGCCCGCCGACGUCCGCUGCGUCUUCGUCAACCGCAAGGACCACCUGAAGAGCAUGAGUGAGAGAGGGAGAGGAAGCGUGGAGGACGCUGCCCUGUGAGCCACAGGGCUGCCCUUCUGAGUAUUACUAUUCCUUAUUUAUUCAUUCAUUCAUGCGCUCGUUUAUUUACGUGUUUAUUUAUUUCACCUGUGCCUAUAUCCGGGUGCAUUAGCACAUUAGACCUUUGGAAAUACAAGUGCAAUACAGGGUACUGGUGCAGGACUGUGAGGUAAGAAUUCAGUAACGGUGUCGAUGCGCAAAUGUGACACGCGCAAGGUUCGGCUUGCCCCUUUGGCCGAGCUGCGAUUGGACAGGACGUUCGCUGAUCCUUUUGCGGGAUCGGACAUCCCAAACAAGCAAACAGUCAGUGGACGUCCUGUCCGGUCACAGCGGGGAGGGAAUUUCCAGAGCUGCUGAACAGCAAUAACGUGUGAUUGGCCGAAAACCGGUCAAUCCCGUCAUGUGACCUCCGGUCUUAUUCUUUAAAAUGAUCUUUAGUCCUUGUGUCCUGCCGCAAGCCCGUAGUGUUGCUGAAUACUGAACUCAUCUGCUGGCAGUAAAUAUUAAUUUUAGUACUGAUAUUAGUGGCAAUAUUAAAAUGAAUGUCUGUUGAACAGGGUUAUAAAGCGCUUUUUAAGGAAUAUCCACGUGUAGGUGUAAAAUGCUGUGUGUUUUAGUGACUGAUUGAAUGUAGAGUUUAGCUUCACAAUGGGCCAGUGUCAGUGUCUUCCUAACACUGGUUGGAUAACAGAUACUCAUUACCUCAUGCUUAUUAAGCAAGCUUUGUCAGCCCCAUUGGAGUACUUUACGGUAUGUGCUGCCCCUAUUCUAGUAUUUAUUUACUGAGUUGAUUCCCUUUUCCUGAGAAGACCACCAUGGACACGGUUUACAUGUGAUCAGCUGGGUAUUGGCUGGAGCACUUUGGGCUGAGUACUGGUGGAAUCUGGCCACCUAAGUGACUCACUCACUGUCUCUCGGUCCCAAGUCUCUUACAACUGAAAGCUGCUGGAGAAAUGCCUCACUAAACCAGGAGGGAUGGAGGCGAUCCUGAUGGCGUCCAUUUUAUAUGCCAUAGUUUUCUGAAGGACAGGGUGUUGUGUGUGCGGUUUUUGUUCUGUCAUUGAUAAUUUAGGAACAUAAACAGUUUUUUGUUUGUUUGUUGUUUUGUUUCCUGGCAUGGUGUACUGAGUGUCAUACUUAGUAAAGCUAUUCUGCAACACGCACAGUGAAUUAAAUGAGCUUGAAGGAGCAUU